AAUGAAUUAGGGUUUCAGCAUACAUAUAAAAGGUUAAUAUUAAACCCCCAAUCUCCUCUCCCCCUAUACCCUAAACCCCCAAUCUGAGCAGCAAAAGCAAAAUCUGGGAGAUGGCGACGGUGCCAGGGCAACUGAUCUGGGAGAUAGUGAAGAGGAACAACUCUUUUCUGGUGAAGGAGUUCGGGAGAAGCCACGCCGGUGUGCGGUUCAGCAAGGAGCCCAACAAUCUCCUCAAUCUCAACACCUACAAGCACUCUGGGCUGGCAAAUAAGAAAACUGUGACCAUUGAGGCUGUGGGUAAAGAUCAAUCUGUGUUGUUGGCAACAACUAAGACCAAGAAGCAGAACAAACCUGCUGCUUUGCUCCAUAAGUCUGUGAUGAAACAGGAGUUUCGCAGGAUGGCCAAGGCAGUCGCAAACCAGGUGGCAGAUAACCACUACAGGCCAGAUCUGAAAAAAGCAGCCCUCGCAAGGUUGAGUCUUGUUCACAAGAGCCUCAAGGUUGCCAAGUCUGGUGUCAAGAAGAGGAACAGGCAAGCUGUUAGAGUCUAUGGCAGGAAGUGAGUUAUAGGGGGCUGAUACACUAGUGUUCUUUUCAUGAUUUUGGAUUUGAUUGGAUCGUCCUUGAAAACUAUGUAUUCGGAUUUUGGGGAUUUUAUUCAGUUUGUUUUGCAAAAUAUUCCUGGAUAUGAAAAAAAAAAAAUCGACCAA
Molecule: messenger RNA, 710 nt
Organism: Prunus avium (sweet cherry)
Lineage: Eukaryota; Viridiplantae; Streptophyta; Magnoliopsida; Rosales; Rosaceae
Product: large ribosomal subunit protein eL28y
Biological process (GO): translation
Cellular component (GO): ribosome
Molecular function (GO): structural constituent of ribosome
Source: RefSeq, a predicted model, not a curated record